CGAGAGCAUGUUCACGGCCGCCACCGCCAAGGAUGAGCACGCGGUGUGCCAUCUGAGAGGAAGAGUGCAAGAAAAAGGAGGAUGCAGAACAAGCUUAAAAGACUCUUCCUCUAUAGUGGCUGAAACUGAGCCUAGGAUCGAGUACGAUUGAAGUUUAUUCAGAGGCGCCCGCUUGGAACGUGGCUGAGAGUUGGGCAAACAGACACGAGUGCACCACGCUGUUGUAGACGGCCGAUAACGAUGUCGACGCUGGAGAAGACAUCGUCGACGGAUGUGGCUGCUGCACAGAACUUAGGUGGCAGUCUCUUCCCCGGCUCUGCUUCCCCGGAUGCCCUUGAUUCUGACGAUUCUGUCAUGGACAAGAAAGAUAUAGGCCAUCCCAAGCCGUCACGGGGCAAAUCCGUGCAGGCAGCCAAGUCCUUCCUGUCGCGCAAGUCUGUCAAGAAGUCUGAGUCGCAGGACCAGAUACAGUCACAAUCUAAUGCAGACACUCAAAGUCUAGGUGAAAAGGGAAAAGAAAGGGAGAGAGCUAUCUCCGAAGACCAGCCUCGUCCUCUCUUUCCAUCUCGCUCAAUCAUCCCUGAUCCUCUGAACGAACUUCCAGCAUGGUUUACACUGGAACACGAUGGAACGCCCUCCCCUGCAAGUUACUUUCGCGCUCGCUAUCCUAUACAUAACCCCAUUGGCCCUCGUCGGUACCUGAACCAUCAUUUACUUCCACCCUCCCUUCAGAAACGACCACCUUCGCUAUUCUCCCCUUCAUUCCCUCCUAUGGCGGCCAGUGCCGACCGCAUCCAAGAUUCCAAACUGCCUGGUCCUAGCAGGACGCCCUCUGGCUCUCCACUACCUACCCCGACUUCUUCACAGACACGUAUACACGACAUUAGAGUCAGAACGCGAAAAGUGUCGCAGACUGCUCAUGAUGAUGUCGACAUGUUGGAUGUGACAGACCCCUGGGGAGCCAACUGGCACCAUCAGUCACCAUACGAUCUUGGAACAGGUCAUCCACAGGCAUCACCUGAGUCCGAGACCCCACCUGUACCUCGGCCUAGAAGGAUGAGCUUGACCACUGCUGGUAGCCGUCACAAAACUGUCACUCCUUCCCCGCUUUCUCAAUCUACAUCAGCUGUUCACCUGUCUAUUGAUCCGGCAACGAUUCAUCUACCUCGACGUUUGAGCAAACAUAGGAAACCAUUUCGUGGGCUAUUCACUGGUAGUAUGGACUCUGGUCACCCCCCAAGACACACGUCAGAACCUCCAACGCCGCUGGACACGUCCGAUCGACGCACAUUGAAACGUGGUUCCACCGUCGGUCCAUCCGCGUCCAUCCCUUCUUCACUCAUAGACAAGAAGGACAAACGCAGCAGCAUGCUGGGCCGAUUAGUGAAGCGUUUCAGCGUAAUGCGGAGAUCGGAUACCACUAGGAGUCCAACCAAGACUCCUGACGAUUCGCAUCCACACCGAGCCGUUCAUGACCGAACAAGUAUGGAUGUCCAGCCUUUGGCGACGUCAGCUCCUGCUUCACAUAAACCUCAUUCCCAGCGAGCCGAACCUUCCGAUGCUUCCAAGCGACGAGUUCCUCCCCCUAGCCUGCAGGAGAGCAGUACACAGCCUUCCGUCAAUCGACCCACUCCGAAGGAUGACGAGAUUGCCUCGUUUAUUACUGACGCUGAAGCGCCGUCAGUCCGCAGAUUAACUAUUGCAAACCCAGACGAACCUAGCAGUUCCGAUGCGAACACGCCAGUAGAGAAUACGGUGCCUUUGCCACAGGUGCCAGAAUCUCAAUCUUUCCCCGAGACACCUGUUCCAUCUCCGAAGGAGGAGCUCACUCGUGACGAGAUCCCAUUAUCAAGCUCUCCUGCCCCGCUUCAUUCACCUGUUGAGGAUUCCCACAUUUACCAGUCACGCCUGUCAACCAUCAUGUCAGCGUCUGUAGGACAUCCAGGGACAUCUGUAUCUCCGGCACUCCCAGACUUGCCUCCACCUACGCCUGGUAUUUCUCCCGGCACUAUGCCGUCUGAGAACUCGCUGCCACCCACACCAGUAACAACAGGACCACCGUCACCUGCUGCAAGUGCCCAUUCCAGUGCACUCCCUCCUCUCCCUCCUCCAUCCAUUCGUUCGCAAACUCGUGAUGGGCUUUCCAAUGCUAUGUCUCCGUCUACCCUAUCAGCGUUUCAUGCGUCUCUGCCAGAGAUAGAUGAUUCUCCACUAUCUAGGGCAUCCAUGGUUGUUAACCCACCGACGCCCUUGACAUCUACCGUGAUGAUUCCUAAAUCCCCUGCUUUUCUACCCAUGCCUGCGAUACAGCAGGAGACACCACAGAGUUCUGAAGAGACCAAAACAUCUCGAGAUCAUUCUCCGACUAAGAAGGAUGGAAGUCAACGAGAAAAGUCAUCUUCCAGUUCGUCCAAGGUCAGGCGCACGGAAACUUUCAAGUUGGUCCGAAGUCUCUCAGGCAAUGUACAAACGGUGGGUGAGGGUUUCGUGGCUGAAGGUGAACAUUGGGAAGUCGUGGAGUCUCCAAUUGACGAGUCCAGAAAAAGCAAGAGAGAUCGGAGAAGAUCCAAGGAGGCUGAUGGUGGCUCCAUGCGAAAAAAGAGUAACGAUUCUAAGCGACAUGAUCGUCAUGGCGGCGGGGAGGAUGACAGUGAUCCACAAAAAGGGCGUGAACACGAUCGUCACAGGAGAUCUAUCAAUGGUCGACAUCAUGCUGAUGGCUCUGGAUCAAGUCAAGCGCCUCAAGCGUCGAGCACGAACGGAGUAGUGCACCGAUCUGAAGGGUCCGAGCGGCGACGGUCAAGUAACAAGCUUGUGAAAUCCCACUCCGCAGGUGCUGCUGAGCGUUCAGAGCGCCGUCGCUCCAAUGGCAAAGACGUUCAACGUGCUGGAUCAGGAACAGUAAGGUCGACCCAAACGCCCGUUAUUUACACUCUUUCUGCACCGGCGACACAACCUUCCUUGUCUGCAUCGUCAUCUCGUAGAGAGCGCAAGGUGUCUCUUACGGCAUCUACACGACCAUCAUCUGACUUCCAAUCUGUCGCCGAUUUGAACACCCUGAAGGCUAAAGAGGCUUGGGAUAUGGAAAGGCUUUGGAAGGGUAGAAGUAUGAUGUAUGGUCCUGACGGUACAACAUUGGUAUCCAAUCGCCCAACAAUAGGCAGCGACUCGAGGCCUUCCACUAUCAUGACUGCAGAUAUCCAGCGUGCAACUUCCAUAACGAGCAUGGGUGAUAUGGCUAGGACCAGUCCUGUUCCGACAGCACACGGCUCGAGUCACACGUACUUCAUGGUGCAGACUCCAUACCAGGGACAGCCCAAUGGUUCAUCGUAUUCCCCAGGUGCUACGUCACCUGUUAUUUAUGCUUCACCGGGCCCUGUCCAACCGUCUUCACCGCAGCGCGACUAUUCGAAACACUACCGCACAUUUGCGGAACCCGUUCCUUUCCCCUCAACAAGUCUAACCUCAGAUUCAGCCUCUCAACGAAUAUCUAAUCCACUGCCCGAACCCCCUCGUUUGUCAUCAUACAGGCCGUCACCAUUGCCACCGUCAAUAGCUGGGUCUGGUGAUGGACCAUCUUCUCCUGAGUAUUGGUCGAAGAUUGCUGGCGUAACCAGCACACACUGAUUUAAUUAGAUACCAUUUGCACAUUUAUUCAUUGACACAUUGCUUCAUUUACGAUUCCUAGAUGUCGUCGCAUUCAUCAAUUGUUGAACUUUGGCCAGGCAUUUUAUUACUAAUUCACCACUUCCAUGACAUGCAUGGUACGGGCUGUUGCAGGAUUUUCAUUACUGACUUGCUUUAUCUUAUACGUUAUACGGACUGUUGUGAUUGUAGUAGUACUUGACACUAGCAGAAACAUACACCAAAUUAUCAUUCCG
Somion occarium is the source of this 3881-nucleotide messenger RNA. The record is from the annotation of a GenBank genome assembly. NCBI's taxonomy places the organism in Eukaryota, Fungi, Basidiomycota, Agaricomycetes, Polyporales, Cerrenaceae.